GUUAAAGUUGUAAGCGGCUAGUUGAAUGCUGCGUUACUUCGGAAUGCCGAUAAUUUGAUUCUGUUUACUAUGUUAGGGAAGUAUCUACAGUUUAUGUACUUUGUCUUCUUGUGUUCCACACCCCUUUGCAGUGGUGAUAAGAAUACAUCAGUAGUUUAUGCUGUCAAAAACUGUGUCUUGUCAGAAAACGCUUCAUUUCUUCAUGGAAUUGUUGGGCAUUUAUUCUCCGAUGAGUCUGACGAAAAAGCGGACUAUUAUUUUAGCGUUUGUGGUUUCAAAACAGAGGAAAACUCAUCAGUGUCAUUAAAUCAAUCGGUCAUCGCAGUUAGUGAAGCCAGUGUUGUAGAAUUAGGAUCGUUCACUAAUUUUACCAUUUCUAACAAAGGUGAUCGGCAUCUGGUAAGGUUCAAUGAUUCAGAGAUUAUAACAGACUUAAUUCUUGGGUGUGGUAGUAUGGCCGCCUUUCAUCUCAUCAGUCAUGAAAACGAUAAGUCCUACAGUUUUGAUCUGUUCCAUCCUAGUCUUUGUUCUGCUCAACAACCCACGAAAUAUACUUUCACUGUCAUUCUUGUGUGCUGUUUAGCUUUCAUUGUUGGAUAUUGUGUGUUAAGUUCUUUAAUAAAGAGAUACUUAUAUGGACGACCGUGGCAUCAAUCUGUUCCAUUCACCGAUACCUUUGAACAUUUGAAAAAUCGAUUCCAGGACUAUAUUGUUCUUCAUUGUCAUCGUCCACAAAUUCGCCUUGUUGAACCAGUAUAUAUGCCUCUACCGAAUGAUUCACCAGAACAAUUUAAAACUAAAAAUAACGAAUCAAUAUGCGAAAAUUCACUAGAACAAAAACAGUUGCUACUGUCGAAUUCAGAUGAACAACAAGAUGAUAUAUUAUUGGCUCUUUAACACAGUAAACCAAUUAUACAAAUUGACUUCAUAUAUUAAUGGAUUUUAUGGAAUAUUUUUAAUCAUUAUAUUUUAUUUAACACAAUCUUCAGAUGAACAUUAUGUCAAUUAACUUAAAUAACCUACAUUUCUUUUAUGUUUUGUUCAUUUUUAUUCCGUUUUCCCGUGAUAAUAUAAUACACUUGUCAUUAUGAUAUUCCGGUGCCUUGAAGUAUCUUAGUAAUAUCAUUGUUAACUGAAUAUAGAUUGUGUAUUAUUAAUAUUUAGUAAAAUGUUCGAAAGUCAAGUAAUAUAUGUAUUAAGACAUUCCGUUUGAUUUUUCUCUUUUCGAAAUGUACCGACAACUGUGCUAUAUUACCUUUUAGAUCUUAUUUACUCCAUAUUUCCCGCUUUCUCAUUUUAUUUCAGUUUCCCUUCGGUUUUUUUCUUGUGAAUAAGAUGUAUAAGAUAAUUGGAUUGCAAAAUAUACAAACAUUGUUUGUUUUA
This is a messenger RNA of Schistosoma curassoni, 1383 nucleotides long. NCBI's taxonomy places the organism in Eukaryota, Metazoa, Platyhelminthes, Trematoda, Strigeidida, Schistosomatidae. The record is from the annotation of a GenBank genome assembly.